AUCAAGCGUCUCUUCACUGGACACCUUGAUGCCCCAGUUCUCACUUAUCCUCCAUUUGCGGGGACAGAAGCCAACCUGCUACGUGCACAGAUUUCCCGCAUUUCUGCUGGGACCCACAUAAGCCCACUGGGGUUCUACCAGUUUGGUGAGGAAGAGGGAGAUGAAGAGGAAGAGGAGGGUGCAGUUCGGGACACAUACGAAGAGAAUCCUGAAUUUGAGGGCAUUCCAGUGCCUGAACUGGUGGAAAGUCUGUCUAACUGGGUCCAUCACGUGCAACACAUCCUGCCACAAGGCCGCUGUGUUUGGUUUAACACAUUCACAAAGUCUGAAGAGGAGGCUGAAGAGGAGGAAGGAGAAGAGGAAGAAAAAGAGGAGGAAGAAGAACCCGAGCCAGAGGUUGGGCCUCCACUCCUUACACCGCUGUCUGAGGAUUCAGAUAUUGACCAGACACCUCCUUGGACAGCGUCUCUCUCUUCCCGUCUCAUCCCACAGUACGCUCUGGCUGUUCUACGCUCUAAUCUGUGGCCAGGAGCUUACGCCGUCGCCAGCUCAAAGAAAUUUGAGAAUAUCUACAUUGGCUGGGGAGUAAAAUACAGCCCUGAUGGCUUCAGUCCUUCUGCACCCCCUGCCCCGCAGCCAGAAUACCCCAGCGGCCCUGAGAUCAGUGAAGCUUCUGACCCUACGGUGGAGGAAGAACAGGCCUUAAAGGCAGCACAAGAAGAGGCCGCAGCAGCUGCAGAGGAAAUGGAGGAGGAAGAGGAAGAAGAUGAGGAGGAAGAUGAUUAACAAAAUGAUGUUUAAUGUUCUUCACAGUCAAUAAAGUUUUGUUAUUUUUGUGUAAA
Molecule: messenger RNA, 842 nt
Organism: Bombina bombina (fire-bellied toad)
Lineage: Eukaryota; Metazoa; Chordata; Amphibia; Anura; Bombinatoridae
Gene: RSPH6A
Product: radial spoke head 6 homolog A
Exons: 4
Biological process (GO): axoneme assembly; cilium movement involved in cell motility; cilium assembly
Cellular component (GO): radial spoke; axoneme
Source: RefSeq, a predicted model, not a curated record